Molecule: messenger RNA, 4234 nt
Organism: Nematolebias whitei (Rio pearlfish)
Lineage: Eukaryota; Metazoa; Chordata; Actinopteri; Cyprinodontiformes; Rivulidae
Gene: edrf1
Product: erythroid differentiation regulatory factor 1
Exons: 26
Coding region: 116-3865 (1249 amino acids)
Biological process (GO): positive regulation of DNA-templated transcription
Source: RefSeq, a predicted model, not a curated record
GGAAGUUGUUGUUUGCUUUGCGCUAACGUGAGCUCUGUACAGGGAUGUGAGGCGGCCGGUGGGAAAAAAACGGCUGAGACUCAGUGUUAACGGGAGUAAAAGUAGUUUGUCCAGUAUGAGCUCAUUGUCAGCUGGGGACAGUCUAGAGCCUGGGAUUCCCUUUGAUAAUCAAGCAAAGGAAGACAUUGGUGCUCUUAGCUGCACGGGAGACUACAGCAGACAAGAGUCUGCGAUUUGCCUAGGGAAUGGAGAAGUGAAAAGCUGUGCUGUGGUCAAGUACUCUGCAGCACCACCUCCGACCACCUAUGCCCUCCUGCAGGAGAAAACAGACCUGAAGCUGCCACCGGCCAACUGGCUGAGGGAGAAUCCCCAGCUGGGCACUGCUGGCACCACUGUGCUAGGCUCCAGUAGCAAGUGCAAACCUUUUUCCAGUUUUGGGAUGGCCUAUGACUUCAUCGAUUGCAUCGGAGAUGAUGUUGACGUGGUGUCAGACUCUGAGAACAUCAAGAAGCUUUUGAAAAUUCCCUACAGCAAGUCUCAUGUCAGUAUGGCUGUUCACCGUGUUGGAAGGACAUUGCUUUUGGAUGAACUGGACAUUCAGGAGCUCUUAAGGAGAUCCUCUCAGACAGGAGAUUGGACAUGGCUCAAAGAGAUUUAUCAGCGGCUAAUAGAUCAAAAAUGGCAGAGAAAAAAGAAGAGCAAAGAGCACUGGUAUCAGAAAGCCAUUCUAUCAAAGUUCCUGUACUACAGUAUAAAUGGUGAUGGGGCUGCAGAGCCUGUAUCAGAUGACAUGAAUCAAAGCGAUGAGGAGGAUGGAGCAGAAGAGUUCAGCUCUUCAUGGCCUGCCACUUUCACCAGCACAAUGGCAGAUGCAGAAGAAUCAGAUUCUCCCAAACAGGAAAGCAUUUCUAUGGAUAGUCAGUUUGCUUUGGGUCAGGUGGCGUCUGUGCCUAAAGAGCAAAACCUCCCUACUCUCUUCAAUGAAGGAGAAAAUAGUCAGGGUUUAAGAAAUGACUUUGUGCGAAACGUCAUGUGGACAUUUGAGGACAUCCACAUGUUGGUUGGGUCCAACAUGCCGAUAUUUGGAGGUGGUCGUUAUCCUGCCGUCAGUCUGAGACUCAGGGACAGCAAUAAACCAAUCAACAUUUUGACUGGUAUUGACUACUGGCUUGACAAUCUGAUGUGCAACGUCCCAGAACUCGUCAUGUGUUUUCAUGUCAAUGGCAUUGUUCAGAAAUAUGAAAUGAUAAAAACGGAAGACAUCCCUCAUUUAGAGAACUCAACUUUCUCUUCAAGGGUAGUAAAAGACAUCGCCCAAAAUAUUCUGUCAUUUCUGAAGUCCAACUGCACAAAAGAGGGCCACACCUACUGGCUUUUUAAAGCUAGUGGAAGUGACAUUGUGAAGCUUUAUGAUCUCACCACCCUGUGUGAAGAAGCUGAAAAGGAGAACUAUCAGAAUCCCUUCACUCUCCCUGUUGCUGUGUUACUAUACAAAGUGGCCAACAACUUGAUGCUGAAGGUGAGACAAAACAGAAAACACUACGGAAAAAUCCGAACCCUGCUUCUGAACUGUGUGAAGCUUCUCGAUCAGGAGAAACAUCCGCAGAUCAUCGCCUCAGCCUACUACAUGCUGUCAGAGCUGUUCCAGCUCGAUGAGCCUCCAGAAGAAGAUGAAGGGGAGUCGCUGCGGGACGGUGGCUCAGAAGACAGCUACAGUGACGAAGACAGGGAGGUGGAAGAUGAUGAGGACGACGAUCUGACAGAAGACAGCGAUGAGAACGAAUCCUACAGUAACUGCUCCAGGCCUCAGGAUGAUUGUAAAGCAGUGGCCGUGAUUCGCUCUGUAGGAGAGCUGUCAGUCCCUGAGAAAUACAAAUCAACUCUCCAGAUCAGACCAAGUUGCUCUUUCCCCAUUUCUCAAGAUAAAGAGGAGCGUUGCAGACACGUCCUGAGCUACGUCCUAAAGGGUGUGAAGGCAGUGGACAGUAGCAUCAAGAAGGAGAGUGAUCUUCCUGCUGCUGACCCAAACAUUCCCAUUCCCCUAAAAUAUGAAGAUGGAGGUGCCAGUGGGACGUCAGAGAAAGGCAUUGCUCUUCUGCUAGAAAGAGUGGGGUUUGUGCACGUGGACCAAAAGCACUCGACACGCUCUGGGAUGAUCCCCGGGUCCUGGCAGCACCGGAUGAAGCUGCAGCUUUUUCUUAAAGCCUCAAAAGCAUACUACGUGCUGUCUGAUGCAGCCACUAACCUGCUGAAGUACGGGCGAGCUUUGCGCUAUAUCAAGUUAUCUCUGCAGUGUUACGAUGCCUAUUGUUGUAUUAGUGGAACGCUUCAUCCACAAGUGCUGCAGUUUCACAGCCAGUGCCUGUCGCUGUGUGGAGACAUUCAGCUGAUGCUGGCUCAGAACGUCACCAACAGAGCAGCUUACCUCGAGGAGUACAGCUAUCAGACCAAAGAGGACCAGGAGGUCCUGCACAGCCUACACAGAGAGAGCAGCUGUCAGGCCUUCAGCGUGGCGACAGACCUGGCCAUGGACCCUGAGUACCAGCUGUUUGUUAGCUGUAAAUGCUACGAGGCAACACAUGAACUCCUCAUCUCUGAGGCCUUGAAAGAUCAGUCCUCAGAUCAGCUGUCUCAGGUUCUCAAAAGACUGGGAAACAUCCGCAACGAGAUGGGAGUCUAUUAUAUGAACCAGGCAGCAUCUAUGCAGAGUGAGAAAGAGGUGAAAAAGGCGGUGUCCUCAGCAGAGCAGGAGCUGUGGAAGAAGAGUUUUGGCUUUUUUGAGAAAGGAUUAAAGGACUUUGAAGCGAUCGGGGACAGCACCAAUACGGCCUUACUGCUGUGUAAUACAGGCAGACUGAUGAGAAUCUGUGCUCAGGCCCACUGCACCAUGUCUGCUGAUGAGAGCAGAGGGGAGUUCUCAUCUGAAGAGGCUCUUUAUUACAACAAGGCCAUAGACUAUUACUUGCGAGCUAUGAAGGCACUGAGCAGCAGGGAGAGCCACUCAGCAGUGUGGGACAGUGUAAACUGGGAGCUGUCCACCACUUACUUCACCCUGGCUACACUGCUGCAGGACUACGCUCCACUGUCCAGGAAAGCCCAGGAGCAGAUUGAGCGAGAAGUGACAGAGGCAAUGAUGAAGUCUCUUAAAUACUGCGACCUGCAGACUGAGUCAGCUCGUCAGCCGCUCUACCAGUACAGAGCUGCUACCAUCCACCACCGCUUGGCCUCAAUGUACCACAGCUGCUUUCGGAACCAGGUGGGAAAUGAACAAUUGAGGAAGCAACAUCGAAGCCUGGCAGAGCUUCACUACAGCAAAGCUGUCUCUUUGUUCCUCAGCCUCAAAGACGCACCCUGUGAGCUGCUUCGCACGUUACUGGAGAGAGUUGCUUUUGCUGAGUUUACUAUGGCAGGCCAAAGCAGCAGCGUAGCAAAGCUGAAGAGCUUAACUGGAGCACUGGAGAUUAUGACAGAAACUCGUCAUGCCUUUCAGUUGAUCCGUCAAGAAAUGCUAGAAGAGCAGGCAGAAUCAAGCGAACCACCUGCGACUGAAUCAGCUGGCUCUCCUGAUGCAGCCAGUGGCUCCACAUCUGGACUGGACCUCCAAGAGGUGAUAAAGUUAAUUGGUGUUUUUGAGCCAAGUUUCUCCUUCCUGCUGCUGCAAACCAUCAAACUGAUGACGACAACAAAACGGAAACCAAGCAAUAAGGAUGAGGAAGCAAUGAAGAACUACAAGCAUGUGUAUUCAAAGCUGCUGCGCACAGAGAAAAACACACCGCUCCUCAGCCGUGUGGAGCUCUACAUCGAGCUCCUGCAGCAGCUGACCCCACAAACAGGAAGUGAUGUCACAGGAACAAGCAAAACAUAAAAAUCAGUACCUGCAUACAGUCGUGUAAAGACUCAGCUUUUCGAUAAACUUCUUAAAGACUGUGUGUCAGAAAACAACAUCCUAAUAUCAGAAAUUAACAAGCACAAACUUUGAAGACAAAGUUACUAAGAACUUUUUUCCCUCAAAUCACCUCCUGCGCCUUUUAAAACAAGUUAAGCAUCUUCAUCACAAGCUUUGAAUUGUAUAUUUUUGUAUAAAGUGGUCAUGUAGAUUAAUUAUUUUAUUUGUUCUUAUGUUGAUUUUAGUUAAAAUGUGAAGUUCCUGUGGAAACGAAUAGAUUUUGACUGAACAAAACACCAAACUCUGGGAUUGUCUCAUUUUCUGCAGAAAUCCCCCCCCCCCCCCCCA